AUGAACAAUAACAUCAACAAUUAUUAGGUAAAUCAGAACGAUUAGCCAUAAUACCUAAACCUAUAGUCAUUUGAAACAUAAGAUGGAAAAACUUAGAAAAUUAAUCAAUUUUAAGGUAUUUAACUUAAUAUUUUCUUAGAUUAAGGUAUAUUUUAGGAUCUUUAAAUAAGAGUUGUAUUUUUAAAGAAUUUAUACAACAUUUUAUUUUUUGAGUUCCUUUAUAACUUGUUGAUGUUUGGAUUUGGAAUUUACACAAGAAUGGCAACUUGGCUACUCAAAUUUUAAGAUUUUUAUUGUUUUUAUGAUGAAGAAACAUAUGUAGAACACUGUUUUUUCGAUAUUGAGCCUUCAUGGUUAUUCUAUGUUUCUUUAUUUAUUUCAAUAAUAUUGUAAUUCAUACUAUACUUCAAAGGAGAUUUAGUAAGAAAUGUAAAAAUAAUAAAAGUAAACUAUAGGCUCCUGUAAAUUACAUAGUAUCUAUUUUUUAAAUAGUAUUUUUUGGAUUUACAUUUACAACCAUAAACAUAUUUUGGGCAUUGAAACUCUUACCAAUAGCUGUUUGGAUAACUUGGGGGAUUACUUAUCUAAUAAUAAUUUCAUUAAUCCUUUAUGCAUUUUUAUAAAAAAGAGAUAUUUCUUGGCAAGGUUAAAAUCAUUCCAUAUUUUAUAGUUGGUACCGUUGUAAUUCUUGGCAUAUCCCUACCUUUAAUAUUUAUUUGGAUGUUAACAUAUCAUUAUUACCCUUUAUGGGCUAAAUUUGUAUGUUUAAUAGUCAUUUUAAGUUAUGGAUUUUAUUUGGUAUUCGAAACAAGAUUAAUAUUGAGAAAAGAAGUAAAAAUUUUUUAAAUAUUUUAAGAGAUUUAAUUUGGAUACCAAUGAUUACUUGAUUGGAUCUUUGUUGCUUAAUGGUCUUAUGUUAUAACCAUUAGUAAGAAUAUUUGAAAUUUUAUUUAAUGCUUAUGGAAGAAGAAACAGGUGA
Molecule: messenger RNA, 979 nt
Organism: Paramecium primaurelia
Lineage: Eukaryota; Ciliophora; Oligohymenophorea; Peniculida; Parameciidae
Source: the annotation of a GenBank genome assembly